Molecule: messenger RNA, 405 nt
Organism: Neohortaea acidophila
Lineage: Eukaryota; Fungi; Ascomycota; Dothideomycetes; Mycosphaerellales; Teratosphaeriaceae
Product: ribosomal protein L22e
Exons: 3
Coding region: 1-405 (134 amino acids)
Biological process (GO): cytoplasmic translation
Cellular component (GO): ribosome
Molecular function (GO): RNA binding; structural constituent of ribosome
Source: RefSeq, a predicted model, not a curated record
AUGUCUUCCCAACCACAGCAGAAGAAGAGCACGCCAGCCAGCAAGGUAUCGGCCAAGAAGGGCCAGAAGGUGACGAAGAAGUUCAUCAUCAACGCCAGCCAGCCGACGCAAGACCGCAUCUUCGACCCCUCGGCCUUCGCCACCUUCCUGCAGCAGCGCAUCAAAGUCGACGGCCGCACGGGCAACCUCGGCGACAACAUCACCGUCAGCAACCUCAACGACGGGCGCAUCGAGGUCGUGGCGCACCAGGAGUUCUCCGGCCGCUACCUCAAGUACCUCACCAAGAAGUUCCUCAAGAAGCAGCAGCUGCGCGACUGGCUGCGCGUCGUCAGCACGAGCAAGGGCGAGUACACGCUUAAGUUCUUCAAUGUUGUUGGCGAGGAGGGCGAGGAGGAUGAUGAUUAG